AGAAUUCAUCGUGCCGAUUCUGAUCGACACGCACGGCGUCAGAUCCCGCGCUGAAUUGAAGCGGAAGCAACGAGAGAGAGAGAGAGAUCUUCUUCUUCGACGGAACGCCCGCAGAGCUUCGCAGUUCAGAUCCCAGAUUCGAUCAUGGAGGCCUCCCAGGGCGGCGGCGGCGCCGCCGGCGAGAGGGACAAAUCGUCGCCGAUCACCGUCGUCUCGAGCUUCUGGAAAGAGUUUGAUCUUGAGAAGGAGAAGAGCGUAUUGGAUGAGCAAGGGCUGAGGAUUGCUGAGAAUCAAGAGAACAGUCAGAAGAAUCGACGCAAGCUUGCAGAGAGCACUAGAGACUUCAAGAAAGCUUCUCCAGAGGAAAAGCUAAAUUUGUUCAACUCCUUGCUCAAGGGAUAUCAAGAAGAAGUUGAUAAUCUUACCAAAAGAGCCAAAUUUGGAGAAAAUGCUUUUCUUAACAUAUACCAAAAACUAUAUGAGGCUCCAGAUCCUUAUCCUGCUCUUGCUUCAGUUACCGAACAAGACUUGAAAUUUUCGGAAUUAGAAGCCGAGAAUCGGAAGAUGAAAGUUGAGCUUGAGGAGUUCCGGACAGAAGCUGCUCAUUUAAAGAAUCAACAAGCGACAAUUAGAAGACUUGAAGAGCGUAAUCGCCAGUUAGAGCUGCAGAUGGAGGAAAAAGUGAAGGAAAUUGUGGAAAUUAACAAACGCAACUUGGCUGAGGAGAAUCAAAAAACCCUUGAAGUCUUAAAGGAAAGGGAGCAAUUACUGCAAGAUCAACUGAGACAAGCCAGAGAAAGUGCUUCCAAUAUACAAAAGUUGCAUGAUCUUGCACAGAGUCAAUUGUUUGAACUUCGUGCUCAAUCAGAUGAAGAUCGAGCAGCAAAGCAGUCAGAGGUCACUCUUUUGAUGGAUGAAGUUGAAAGGGCCCAAACACGGCUUCUUAGUCUUGAAAGGGAAAAGGAACUUCUGCGAUCUCAAGUUCAAUCAGCACAUGAUGAACCUGGAUCUAAGAAUAGUGACAGUUUGGACUCAACCAGUAUCCUUGAGAAUUCUUUGAGUGCCAAAGAGAAGAUUAUUUCUGAGCUGAAUAUGGAACUUCACAAUAUCGAGACCACUUUGUCUGCCGAGCGUGAACAGUACAUGGAUGAGAUUAAGAAAUUGAAUGCAGCUCUAAUUGAAAAGGAUCAAGCUCUUGAGGAGAUGAAGAAAGAACUUAAAGCCAGGCCAACGGCAAAGUUGGUUGAUGAUUUGCGCAAAAAAGUGAAGAUUUUACAGGCAGUGGGUUAUAAUUCAAUUGAGGCUGAGGAUUGGGAAGUAGCUACUAGUGGGGAAGAGAUGAGCAAAAUGGAGUCUCUUCUUCUUGACAAGAACAAGAGGAUGGAACAUCAACUUACCCAGUUAAAGGUCAAACUUUCGGAGAGAACGUCUUCGCUAGAAGCUGCUGUAGGCAAGGUCACAGAACUUGCAGCAAAGGUUAAUGAGCAACAGAAAUUAAUCCAGAAGUUGGAGGAUGAUAUUUUGAAGGGUUAUAGUUCCAGAGAUCGUAAGGGCUCUUUAUUUGAUGAAUGGGAUCUUUCAGAGGCAGGUGCAAGUCAGCAAUCUGAGCAGGGUGCCGAACGCAUUUCGCCAGAUCAGGAGCAAAGCUCAAUGCUAAAGGUGAUCAUCAAUCAGAGAGACCGAUUUAGAGCGCGAUUGCGAGAGACAGAAGAGGAAACAAGGCAGUUGAAGGAGAAGAUAAGCAUGCUAACAGUGGAACUGGAGAAAACAAAAGCUGAUAAUGUCAAACUCUACGGGAAGAUCCGAUAUGUCCAAGAUUACAAUCUCGAGAAAGUGGUUUCUAGAGGAUCAAAGAAGCACUCUGAAGAUCUUGAAAGUGGUUUCAGCUCAGAUGUUGAAUCCAAGUAUAAGAAGAUAUAUGAGGAUGACAUCAACCCAUUUGCAGCAUUUUCAAAAAAGGAAAGGGAUCAAAGAUACAAAGAAUUGGGUUUCAGGGAUAAAAUUACCCUUAGCAGUGGACGGUUCCUUCUGGGAAACAAGUACGCCCGAACUUUUGCGUUCUUCUACACUAUUGGGUUGCAUGCUCUGGUCUUCAUCUGCCUCUACCGGAUGUCCGCUUUGAGCCAUCUCAGCAAUGGCCCCGAAGAAACUCUAAUUGGAGACAAGAUUCAGAACCUUCCCCAUGCACUGUAGUCCCCGUUUACGUUCACUGUCACUAGGUUUUUACCUAUUUCCUGUGGGCUCAAGAAUGAACAGAAAAUUUUUCCAUACCUGGUGUAUAUAACAGGAAACACCUUCGAUUUUUCUUUUCCCUUUAAAGUUCCAUUGUUCUGCUUCACUUGGGUCACCUGGAGAUGUAAUUAUAUUCGAGUGAUUAACAUGAGGCAUAGCAGAUGUGGAUAAUUGCAGAGGAAAAUGAAUCGGAGGGAAAAAAGAGAAACGACUCAAAAAUGAUAUGAAGGUGGAAUAUCAAAGUUGGAAGAGAUUUGCUUGUUUUUUUUUA
Messenger RNA from Syzygium oleosum, 2503 nucleotides. RefSeq names its product protein CASP. Gene Ontology annotation, biological process: intra-Golgi vesicle-mediated transport. The transcript has 19 exons. The coding region runs from base 145 to 2193 and encodes 682 amino acids. Gene Ontology annotation, cellular component: Golgi membrane. The record is from RefSeq and is a predicted model, not a curated record. Lineage: Eukaryota; Viridiplantae; Streptophyta; Magnoliopsida; Myrtales; Myrtaceae.